CGCUCGUAGUCCCAUCCGACGAGCCUCCCCCUCCCUCCCCCUACAAAAACCAAUUUUCCACCCCCUAUUUCCGGCGGAAAAAAAAUCAGCGAAAACCACCUUCCCUUUGUUUUAGCGGGGGCGCAAGAGCGAGGAGAUUAGAGGCACCACCGAGGUCGCCUCUGCUCUCCGCUUCGUCUCGCCGCCGCCGCCUCCUAUCCAUCCUGUGUUCGCUCACGGUGAGGGAUCUGGUCUCUCGAAUUCCGCUUCGUUUUGCUGCGUGCGUGCUCCGCUGCUCUCCCGAUUUCACGGUGUGGGAUUCGGGGCGGAGGGCGCCGUUCGCUGCUUGCCGCAAUGCUACGUGCUUGGGGCCUCCGGGGCGUGAAUUCUGUGUUGACGGGGGACGGGUUUUUUGAGGAAAAAUCUGGUGCUGUUUGGUGCUUGGCUGAGCCCGGAAGAGCGUAAUCGGUUGCUGUGUUCUCUGUAGCUGAAUUUUUGGUCAUUGAGAAGCGUUCUUCCUCGGGGAAUCCGUUGGAGGGAUUGUUGUUCGGAGGGGACGCAUGGCGUCGAGGGAUUUCCUGGGCGGGUUCGGCCGGGAGGGGGGAGCACCGGGUGUAGCCGGCGGAAGCGCAGCGACCGCCGAGUCGGACGAGAUCGAGCUCAGCCUCGGCCUGUCCCUCGGUGGCUGCUUCGGCGCCGACCCGGAGCAGGACGCGAAGAAGCCGCGCCUCGUCCGGUCUUCCUCCAUCCCCUCGAUCUGCUCGCUGCCCGGAGGCUUCACCUCCGGCGAGGAACCCGCCGCUGUCACGGCUCCGCCGUCCGACCUGCUCCGCACGUCCUCGCUCCCCAGCGAGUACAUGGAGGAUCGGCUCCGUCGCCGCGCGAUGCAGAGCCAGCGGCGGCUCGAGGCCAAGCGCAAGCGCCUCGAGCGCCGGAACUCCAUGAACUCCGGCAGGUCCGCCACAAGCACAAGCGCCGGUGCCGGCCGCGACGAAGCCCUGGAGCAGACGGUGCCCAGCGGCUUCCAGUUCCGGCGGACGGUCGCCUUGCAGGGGACCACCUCGUCCAGCGCGCCGGAGCAAGGUGGUGGAGCCCCGGCGCAUAGCUCUCCCGCGACGAACACAUCCUCGGACAACACCAGCGGUGGCCAGAGCAGCUCCAGGCCCCCAACGGCGUCAGGAACCGGGAGGCCAUCGAACGGCACCACCGGGCGCGAGCAGCCGCUGCGGACCCUCCGGUCGCUGACGAUGCGGACGGCGAGCACCGGCGACCUCCGCAACAGCAUGGUGGAGGACAUGCCGAUGGUCUCCUACAAGGUGGAGGGGCCCAGCGGCCGCAAGACCGACGGCUUCCUGUACAAGUACAGGAAAGGCGAGGAGGUCAGGAUAGUUUGCGUCUGCCACGGCAACUUCCUGACGCCGGCGGAGUUCGUGAGGCACGCCGGCGGCGGCGACGUCACCAACCCGCUAAGGCAUAUCGUCGUCAACCCGCAGCAGUCGGUGUUCUUGUGAUUGGGUGUUGGGGGGGGGGGGGGGGGGGGGG
Molecule: messenger RNA, 1521 nt
Organism: Panicum hallii
Lineage: Eukaryota; Viridiplantae; Streptophyta; Magnoliopsida; Poales; Poaceae
Product: ninja-family protein Os07g0602900-like
Exons: 2
Coding region: 540-1490 (316 amino acids)
Biological process (GO): negative regulation of DNA-templated transcription; signal transduction
Cellular component (GO): nucleus
Source: RefSeq, a predicted model, not a curated record